AUGGGCCGAGGCGCGCAGCCUGGGGCGGGUGGCGGAGAAAUCUCCAGGGGUAGGGGCCCCUCGGGGGGCCCUGGAAGUGCUGUGACCCCCUGCCGUGGACUCCCUUGGGGUGGACCAACCCCUUGGCCCCCGGCCUCGAGGCCCUUCGACGCCUCGGCGGCCUCCCUGGGCCAACUGCAGGGCGUCCAGCUCUCCUACCUGCCUGUGGGCUACGCCCCCGGGGGCUGGAGCCGGCCCCGGGCGCGGGGUCGGCCCUACCCGGGGAGGGGACCCGGGGGGGCAGGGAGGAGAGGGGAGCUUCUGGGGCUUGGGGAGGAGGGGGAGGGGAGCCGGGGGCCCACCCGCUCUGCCCUCCCCCCUCUCCGCUCCCAGUCGCAGGCCCCGUUCGCCCCCUUCCCCAGCCCCGGCUUGUCUGAGGAUGAGGAGUUCCCGAUGGACAGCCCGGCCCUGGAGGUGUCCGACGGCGGGGGGCCCAAGGGGCCUGAGGGAAAGGGGGCCCCCGUAGGUGCCCGGAAGAAGCUGCGCCUCUACCAGUUCCUGCUGGGGCUGCUGACGCGGGGGGACAUGCGCGAGUGCGUGUGGUGGGUAGAGCCGGGCGCCGGCGUCUUCCAGUUCUCCUCCAAGCACAAGGAGGCGCUGGCCAGGCUCUGGGGCCAGCAGAAGGGCAACCGCAAGCGGAUGACCUACCAGAAGCUGGCACGGGCCCUGCGCAACUACGCCAAGACGGGGGAGAUCCGCAAGGUCAAGAGGAAGCUCACCUACCAGUUCGACAGCACCCUGCUGACCCCCCGGCGGGCGUGAGGGGCCCUGCGCUGC
Molecule: messenger RNA, 816 nt
Organism: Sarcophilus harrisii (Tasmanian devil)
Lineage: Eukaryota; Metazoa; Chordata; Mammalia; Dasyuromorphia; Dasyuridae
Gene: SPIB
Product: Spi-B transcription factor
Exons: 4
Coding region: 1-801 (266 amino acids)
Biological process (GO): cell differentiation; regulation of transcription by RNA polymerase II
Cellular component (GO): nucleus
Molecular function (GO): DNA-binding transcription factor activity, RNA polymerase II-specific; sequence-specific DNA binding
Source: RefSeq, a predicted model, not a curated record